AUGACUCAAUUCAACCUUUCUCGCUCAAUCCGGUCCCGUGUCGUCUUCCUCCGGAAAUUCCUCAUUCGCUUCUGGAACCAUGUUCUCAUGUGUUCCAUCGGAAAGCCGGUUCAAUACAGAGUCCUGCCUCCUUCUCAGUCGCCUUCGCCUUCUAUAACUCCGUCACCAUCCUCGGUGGACCUUGAGAGCGGAGAGCCACCGAUGAACGUGGCGCCAUUGUGUCAUAAUGAUGACAUUGACUCAGAUUUGAUUUCGCUGAAGAUCAGCCUCUUAGGCGAUAGCCAGAUUGGAAAAACAAGUUUCUUGGAGAAGUACGUAGAGGAUCCCAACCAACAAAAAAAGAUGGGCUCGAAGAAGAAUGGUUUGACGUCGAUGGACAAGACAUUGUUUGUCAAAAGUGUUCGUAUUUCUUACAGUAUCUGGGAACUUCAAGAUGACAGUAGGUCUGUGGAACGAAUGGCUAUUGCUUGUCAGGAUUCUGUGGCUAUUUUGUUCAUGUUUGAUCUAUCUAGUCGGCGAACAUUGAAUAGUGUUAUACGCUGGUAUCAAGAAGCAACGAAAUGGAAUCAGAGGGCAAUUCUCAUUCUAAUAGGGACCAAGUUUGACGAAUUCAUCCAACUCCCAAUUGAUUUGCAAUGGACAAUUGCCAGCCAGGCUAGAGCAUAUGCAAAGGCUAUGAAUGCUACUCUCUUCUUCUCAAGUGCUACCUACAACAUUAACGUGAACAAGAUCUUCAAGUUCAUUACUGCCAAGCUCUUUGACCUCCCAUGGACUGUGGAGCGCAAUCUCACCAUUGGAGAGCCCAUUAUCGAUUUCUAGUCCCUUUUCCAUACAGCUUAAAAUAGCUGUUAAAC
Molecule: messenger RNA, 854 nt
Organism: Tripterygium wilfordii
Lineage: Eukaryota; Viridiplantae; Streptophyta; Magnoliopsida; Celastrales; Celastraceae
Product: septum-promoting GTP-binding protein 1-like
Exons: 6
Coding region: 1-819 (272 amino acids)
Molecular function (GO): GTPase activity; GTP binding
Source: RefSeq, a predicted model, not a curated record